GGAGAGAGGAGCUGCUACGCCACAGCCCAGCGGCGGCCAUUCGCGGAAAAAGAGGCAGAGCCUGUGCCAGCUACGGCCUCCUCCGAGCCACCGCGGGCGGGCGGGACCGGCCUCUCCUCCCGCCUCGCCCCCACCCCCACCCACCUCUAUCCCAGUGUCUCCGAGAGGGUUUGUCCUGUUAAUGCGGGAUGAGCGAUCAGAAGAAGGAGGAGGAGGAGGAGGCGGCAGCGGCGAUGGCUACAGAAGGAGGGAAAACCUCUGAGCCAGAGAAUAACAAUAAAAAAACCAAAACCUCAGGCUCCCAGGACUCUCAGCCCUCUCCUCUGGCUUUACUGGCAGCUACUUGCAGCAAAAUAGGGACUCCUGGUGAAAAUCAAGCAACUGGACAACAGCAGAUUAUUAUAGACCCAAGCCAAGGGUUGGUGCAGCUUCAGAAUCAACCACAGCAGCUAGAACUGGUGACAACGCAGCUCGCUGGGAACGCUUGGCAACUUGUCGCCUCCACUCCUCCUGCUUCAAAAGAAAACAGCGUUUCUCAGCCGGCGUCUAGCUCCUCCAGCUCCUCCAGCAGUAAUAACGGGAGUUCCUCUCCUACAAAAACCAAAUCAGGUCACCCUGCCACUCCUAGUCAGUUUCAAGUCAUACAAGUACAGAAUCCGAGUGGCAGCGUGCAGUACCAGGUAAUCCCCCAGCUGCAGGCGGCGGAAGGUCAGCAGGUUCAAAUCAACCCAGCCAGUACUUCAUCUCUACAGGAUUUGCAGGGUCAGAUUCAGCUCAUUUCUGCAGGUAAUAAUCAAGCUAUCCUCACGGCUGCAAACAGGACAGCUUCGGGGAAUAUUCUUGCUCAAAACCUGGCAAAUCAGACAGUUCCAGUGCAAAUUAGACCCGGGGUCUCAAUACCAUUGCAGUUGCAAACCCUUCCUGGGACCCAGGCUCAAGUUGUAACAACCCUCCCAAUUAACAUUGGAGGAGUGACUUUAGCUUUGCCAGUGAUUAACAACGUGACUGCGGGAGGAGGGGUUGGACAAGUUGGCCAGCCUACUACUACUGACAGCGGGACUUCCAAUGGCAAUCAGCUAGCGUCUCCGCCCACCACCAGCGCUGCUUCCGCCAGUGCCAUGCCCGAAUCACCCUCUUCCUCCACUGCCUGCACAACCACCACAUCCGCAUCCCUGCCAAGCAGUGACACGUUAGUGAGCUCGGCAGACACAGGCCAGUACGCGAGCACGUCAGCCAGCAGUUCUGAGCGCACCGUUGAAGAGCCACAAACGCCUGCUGCUCCUGAGUCUGAAGCCCAGAGCUCCGGUCAGCUUCAGUCCAAUGGCAUACAGAAUGCACAGGACCAGUCCAGUUCUCUUCAGCAGGUGCAGAUCGUGGGCCAGCCCAUCCUGCAGCAGAUCCAGAUCCAGCAGCCUCAGCAGCAGAUCAUUCAAGCUCUCCCACCACAGUCACUUCAGCUGCAGUCAGGGCAGACCAUUCAGACCAUCCAGCAGCAGCCGUUGCAGAAUGUUCAGCUCCAGGCGGUCAACCCGACUCAGGUGCUUAUCAGGGCUCCAACCUUAACACCUUCAGGGCAAAUCAGCUGGCAAACCGUCCAGGUCCAGAAUAUUCAGAGUCUUUCAAAUUUGCAAGUUCAGAAUGCUGGGCUAUCCCAGCAGUUAACCAUCACCCCAGUGUCUUCAAGUGGUGGCACGACUCUUGCUCAGAUCGCUCCUGUGGCCGUGGCCGGGGCCCCGAUAACUUUGAAUACUGCCCAGCUUGCAUCAGUGCCUAACCUCCAGACAGUGAGCGUUGCCAACCUGGGUGCUGCAGGCGUUCAAGUUCAGGGAGUUCCAGUCACGAUCACUAGCGUUGCAGGUCAGCAGCAAGGACAGGAUGGAGUGAAAGUGCAGCAGGCCACCAUCGCUCCUGUGACAGUGGCGGUCGGAGGGCUCGCCAGCGCCACCAUAGGUGCUGUUAGCCCCGAGCAGCUCACGCAGGUGCACCUGCAGCAGGGCCAGCAGACCCCUGACGCAGACGUGCAGCCCGGCAAGAGGCUGCGCAGAGUCGCCUGCUCCUGUCCUAACUGCAGGGAAGGAGAAGGAAGGGGCAGCAGUGAGCCAGGAAAGAAGAAGCAGCACGUGUGCCACAUCGAAGGCUGUGGGAAAGUGUACGGCAAGACCUCCCACCUCCGAGCGCAUCUUCGCUGGCACACCGGAGAACGGCCUUUCAUAUGCAACUGGAUGUUCUGCGGCAAGAGAUUCACCCGGAGCGAUGAGCUUCAGAGACACAGAAGGACCCACACUGGUGAAAAGAGAUUUGAGUGCCCAGAAUGCUCUAAGAGGUUCAUGCGGAGCGAUCACCUUUCCAAGCACGUCAAAACUCACCAGAAUAAGAAGGGAGGUGGGACGGCCCUUGCCAUAGUUACCUCGGGAGAGCUGGACUCCUCCGUCACAGACGUGCUCGGCUCCCCACGGAUUGUCACAGUUGCAGCCAUUUCUCAAGAUUCGAAUCCAGCAACUCCCAAUGUUUCCACCAACAUGGAAGAAUUCUGAAACGCUGUUUAUAACAAAGACCUCUAGUGCUGCGCUUACGUUUACACACCUUUGGAAAUCUGGAAAUGGGCUGGUCAAGUGGAUUACAGAGUAGGAAGUCACAUUGCAUCCUUGGCAUCUUUAAGUAUUCCAGGGAGUUUGGUUCAACACAUAAAGUGUUGAAUUUUUGAAAAAUAGAGAAAGAAAACCAAUAUACUGGAAACAGAAAAGUAUUUCUUCCAUGGUAUAAGUUGCUGUAGUGUUUUGGAAAUCCAUCACAAAACCUUCCACCCUUUAACCCUCCUCUAACAUCCCUGUUGACAUGUCUGUAGAGACACCACACAAGUUUGCAGGCUGGGCCUUAAUUGGACUUACUCUGUUGAAAAGUACUUUGUUAAAAAUUUGGUCAGUAAUAACUCACAUGCACUUCUUUUAUUCUCUAGCACAGAGAAGAGGUUGUCAUCUGGCGGCAGGGAGAAUACUGUGUUUCUUUAGCUUGGUUUUAGAAAUCUGUUCACAAUAGCUUUGGCCGUCUUUUCUAAAUAUCAAAAAUUCUUCAAAAGUUGAAUUAGGUUAUGUUCCAAAAUAGUAAUCUGAGUUGUGUCUCAGAUCUUUAUUACACUACAUUGUAGUAGUGUGUAUGUGGACAAUCAGCGAAGCCAAUUAUUCUCUCCAUUUUGGAGACACAGAGGACCUUAGAGCUAAAUCUUAGGUUAAGUUUUAGGUUGAAACCUUAGGAAAAUGCUGGGGGAAAUUUUGUUAGAACAGAAUUCAUCAUAGCUUCAGAAAGGCAAAACAAAGCAGUUCAAUAAUGUUUUAAAGUUAGGGUUGGCUGUGUGCCUAACCCUGCAUUCAAUAGCGAAAUUUCAUUUUAAAUGUUCAUAUUGGAAAUGCUUGCAUAGAUUCCAAAUCUAUGUAAUUUCUGUAAAUAAGACUUAGGUUGACAGUGUGCAGGAUUCUUUCUGCUUUGACUUGAUAGCCAAAGAAAGAGUUAUCAUACUUUUCAAGGCCAGCAGAAAAUUACUUUUAGCUACAUUAUAACCUUUGUUUUCUUUACUAAAGAUUGGCAAAUCCCAUUUCGUUUCUAGUACUGUGUUAGGUUAAUUAGGAGCUUUUAUCACAGUGAUAAUCUUUAUGUUGUAUCAAUAACAGAAUUUUCCCUAAAGGUCUAGACAGGUUAACAAAUGUAUAAUAGAUAUGAUAUUAUGAAGCAAAAAUUAUUUUUGGAAAACCAGAAUACUUUUCAGUCAAAUACUGACUGAAAAUAUAUUUCAUUGUUUGUGCAAGGGUCUUAAGGGACAGUGUCUUAUUAGGAAAGAUGGCCAAACGCUUCAUAUGAAAAACAAUUGGAUUAUUCUAAUAGAUUAAACAUUAGUAAGACACUUUGUGUUUUUAGAACGAUUUACACAGAAUCAUAACUAUUGAAACUGACAAUAGGAAAAAAGUUUUUACCCAUUUUCUUUGUUACCAUCGUUGGUUUGAAUAUAGGUAUACGUUUUCUUGUGCAUUCUUUAUUAUUUCAGGAAAAGUACUACUCAUAAGAAUUCUCUUCCAAAAUCGUGAUGUUCCUCGUGUUUCUGCUGAAGGAGAAAUACUGUAAUGAUCAUUGUUUACACUGUGUACUCGAGGCCAGCCCUUUGUAGCGUUAUAUAAAACUGGAGGCCUUUUGUGCUUUCGGUUUGUAUAAAAAAAGCUUUGAGAUUAAAGGAAAAAAAUUUUUACACUGUGGUUAUAAAUUUCAAGUUUCUUAAAGCUUUUGUAGACUUGUAACAAAGUCUUUAAAUUUUAGUUGGAUUUUGUAAAUUGUUUUGUAUAUUUUAUUUAAUGUGCUCUUAACAGCUGAUGGAUCUGGCUUUAAAACAUCAGAAUCAAUUUGUUGUUUUGUCUGGUACAGAGGAGCAUUUGGUAGUGUUAAUUUUAAUUUUAUUAUAUAGGAACUGAAACAUUAAAAAUAUAUUUUAUCUAUCAUGCUACACAAUCAGUGCUAUAAAUUUUUUUAUGCAAAGAGAUUUUCUUAAUGUUUUAAUCAUGUUUUCUCCGAGCGAUACUUUUGUUGUUUGCACCAAGUCUGAGCACUCAGCAUCACUCUUCCAGGAGCCAGUUUCUGGCAACCCACGUUUGCUCAUCAGAAAUGCAGGCUGUCCUCAGCAGCAGCCAGGCCUGUCACAGAUGUUUCAGACUGAAUCCGGAUAACCUUAGAGCGUACAGAGCGAUCUGUCAGCAGGCACCUUCUCAGCACCGCAACUAGAAAUACUUCGACAGUCUGUUCUGCUCACCAUCCUAGUCCACCUCUGUCUUACAGCAGUCGUCAGUGUCCUGUAUUUGACUCAGUGGCUGUCGCUGUGGUAGGGCACGGACACGCAGUCCAGUCUUGAUGGCGUCUCACUGCUCAUUCUCUUAGCACCGUUACGAAGCUUUUCUUUGUAAAGUUAUCAGUGCAAAGCUCUGUAUUUGCCAUGGUAGAACUCCAGUGUUAGGGUAGCUUUCUCUUACAGUAUGCUCUCUUUGGUUAGGGUUGUGUAUGUGCUGCUGAUUACAUUAGAAUUGAUGUUAAGUCAUUAUUUAUCACACUCACGAGAGCAGUAAUAAAGUGUGUAGCCUAGGAGAAAAGGUUAAUUUGUCAAACUUAGAUAAGCAUGAUGUUUAGGUCCUAUUUUUCAAUUUUAUAACUGUUUUAUUGCAACAAUAUUUGUAUUUAAGUCUCCAUUUUAAUGCCUGGUGGUGUUUUUAUGCAUGUCACUAAGUUGUCACCCUCCUAAAUUGAUGUGCAGCAUAGGGUAUUUCAUCUACAUAAUGAUUUUAAACAGAAACAGUUGAUGGUAAAAUGUAAAUGUUUUGCAAAAAUUCCUUAUAAAAAGUUUCGUAGUAACAUUUCACUUGUAAAUUUUUUGUAAAAAAGAAAAUGGAAAAAAAAAAAGAUGAAUCUAGGAAAAAAACUGUUUUCCCAUAUUCUAGAAUUUAGACAAUUCCUCUGCCAGCAAAGCCCCUGGGGCUUUAAUUGACAUUUUUACAGUGCUGAUUUGUAUAAAUUUGUUUUCUGUGGAUUUGGAAAUAAAAUCAUGUACAAGUUGUUGCCUGCA
This is a messenger RNA of Psammomys obesus (fat sand rat), 5593 nucleotides long. RefSeq names its product Sp4 transcription factor (gene Sp4). The transcript has 6 exons. Bases 189 to 2534 code for a protein of 781 amino acids. The record is from RefSeq and is a predicted model, not a curated record. NCBI's taxonomy places the organism in Eukaryota, Metazoa, Chordata, Mammalia, Rodentia, Muridae.